GGGAGUUCCCGGCAGGCCCCGCGCCGCGGCUGCGCAGUGCGGGGAAGGCUUUUAAUUCCAUUGUGGAGAGGACGGCGUUAUUUUUAUUAACCGGAGGCGGCAGCGGCGGCGGCGGCGGCGGCGGCGGCGGCGGUACCCCAGGCCUCGUCCGGGGCAUGAAAGUCGGCGGCGGGCUCCUGAGCGGCGGCGGCGGCGGCAGCGGCUCCGGCCCCGGCGGGCGGGCCGAGAUGGAGCCCUCCUUCCCCCCGGGCAUGGUCCUGUUCAACCACCGGCUGCCCCCGGUCACCAGCUUCACCCGGCCCGCGGCGGCCGCCCCCCCCGCGCCGUGCGUGCUGCCCCCCGCGGCGCCGGCCGCCGAGCCCCCCCCGCCGGCCCCGGACAUGACUUUCAAGAAGGAGCCGGCGGCGUCGGCGGCCUUCCCGGCGCAGAGGACCUCCUGGGGCUUCCUGCAAUCCCUGGUGAGCAUCAAGCAGGAGAAGCCCGCCGAGCCCGACGAGCCGCAGCCCCACCACCACCACUACGGGGGCCUCUUCGCCGGGGCCGAGGAGCGACCCCCGGGCCUGGGCGGCGGCGAAGGGGGCGGCCACGGCGUCAUCCAGGACCUCAGUAUUCUCCACCAGCACGCCCAGCAGCAGCAGCCCGCCCAGCACCCCCGCGACGUGCUGCUCGGCGGCGGCAGCAGGACUGAUGACCACCCCGGCGCUGAGGAGCCAAAGCAGGACACUCACGUCAAGAAGGCGAAGAGGCCAAAGCCGGAAUCUCAGGGAAUCAAAGCCAAGAGGAAGCCCAGCGCAUCUUCCAGAUCUUCUCUGGUCGGAGACGGAGAAGGCGCCAUCCUCUCCCCGAGUCAGAAACCUCAUAUCUGCGAUCACUGUAGCGCUGCUUUCAGAAGCUCCUAUCACCUGCGGAGGCACGUCCUCAUCCACACGGGAGAGAGGCCCUUCCAGUGCAGCCAGUGCAGCAUGGGCUUCAUUCAGAAAUACCUGCUGCAGAGACACGAGAAGAUCCACAGUCGGGAGAAGCCAUUCGGAUGUGAUCAGUGCAGCAUGAAGUUCAUCCAGAAGUACCACAUGGAGAGACACAAGAGGACGCACAGUGGAGAAAAGCCAUACAAGUGUGACACUUGCCAGCAGUAUUUCUCAAGGACGGAUAGGCUGUUGAAGCACAGGCGCACGUGUGGUGAAGCCAUAGCGAAAGGAGCCGCCAGUGCAGAACCUGGGUCAUCAAACCAUAACAACAUGGGUAAUCUGGCUGUGUUGUCUCAGGGAAAUACAAGUUCUUCAAGGAGGAAAACGAAGUCAAAAAGCAUAGCUGUUGAAAAUAAGGAACACAAGACUGGUAAAACAAAUGAAUCACCAAUUUCCAAUAAUAUCAACAUGCAGAGCUACUCCGUAGAAAUGCCUACUGCGUCUUCCAGCGGAGGCAUAAUUGGCACUGGGAUAGAUGAAUUGCAGAAAAGGGUGCCAAAACUGAUCUUUAAGAAAGGAAGCAGAAAGAGUACAGAUAAAAGCUACCUUAAUUUUGUGUCACCAUUGCCAGACAUAGUUGGACAGAAGUCCUUGUCUGGGAAACCAAGUGGCUCACUUGGCAUAGUAUCGAAUAAUAGUGUGGAGACCAUUAGUCUUCUCCAAAGUACAAGUGGAAAACAAGGUCAAAUAAGUAGUAAUUAUGAUGACGCCAUGCAGUUUUCAAAGAAAAGAAGAUAUUUACCAACUGCCAGCAGCAACAGUGCCUUUUCCAUAAAUGUGGGACACAUGGUCUCCCAGCAGUCCGUCAUUCAGUCUGCAGGUGUCAUUUUGGACAAUGAGGCCCCAUUGUCACUUAUUGACUCCUCAGCUCUAAAUGCUGAAAUUAAGUCUUGUCAUGACAAGUCUGGAAUUCCUGAUGAGGUUUUACAAAGUAUUUUGGAUCAAUACUCCAACAAAUCAGAAAGCCAGAAAGAAGAUCCUUUCAACAUAACGGAACCACGAGUGGAUUUACACACCUCAGGAGAACACUCAGAACUGGUUCAAGAGGAAAAUUUGAGCCCGGGCACCCAAACGCCUUCAAAUGAUAAGGCGACCAUGUUGCAAGAAUACUCCAAAUACCUCCAACAGGCUUUUGAAAAAUCCACUAAUGCAGGUUUUACUCUUGGACACGGUUUCCAGUUUGUCAGUUUGUCCUCACCUCUCCACAACCACACUUUAUUUCCAGAAAAACAGAUAUACACUACAUCUCCUUUGGAGUGUGGUUUCGGCCAAUCUGUUACCUCAGUGUUGCCAUCUUCAUUGCCAAAGCCUCCUUUUGGGAUGUUGUUUGGAUCUCAGCCAGGUCUUUAUUUAUCUGCUUUGGAUGCUACACAUCAGCAGUUGACACCUUCCCAGGAGCUGGAUGAUCUGAUAGAGUCUCAGAAGAAUUUAGAGACUUCAUCAGCCUUCCAGUCCUCAUCUCAGAAAUUGACUAGCCAGAAGGAACAACAGAAAAACUUAGAGUCCUCAACAAGCUUUCAGAUUCCAUCUCAGGAGUUAGCUAGCCAGAUAGAUCCUCAGAAAGACAUAGAGCCUAGAACAACAUACCAGAUUGAGAACUUUGCACAGGCAUUUGGUUCUCAGUUUAAGUCGGGCAGCAGGGUGCCAAUGACCUUUAUCACUAACUCUAAUGGAGAAGUGGACCAUAGAGUAAGGACUUCAGUGUCAGAUUUCUCAGGGUAUACAAAUAUGAUGUCUGAUGUAAGUGAGCCAUGUAGUACAAGAGUAAAGACACCCACCAGCCAGAGUUACAGGUAAGGUCCCAAAAGUGAUCAGGCUGGAGGUCUUCUAAUGUAAUUUUGUUUUAUUUUGAGAACACUGCCAUUGGAAUGUUUCUACACGAUCCUAUUAAGAAUAAUGUAAUGCCCUUUCAAUGCAACUUUUCAUAUUUAGUUUAUUUUGUUAGUGUGAUUUUAGCUCUGUUUGUAUUAUGAUUUUUAAUCAAAAUCAAUAGAUUAAAAAUAGUUUGACAUUCAAAGUGACAACGUUUAGCAAUCAAAUUUACGUGUAUAGAUCGUCAGGGAAUAGCCCAAAAGUUAAAUGCAAAAAAAAAACAAAACAAAAAAACCCUACAAAAAAACAAAACAAAGAAAACACACAAAAAAAACUUUGUUGCUAGGAUUAAGGUUAUUCUAAUUGCUUUACUCUCAGGAAAGUGUAAUAACGCAUGGGAAUUCUGUACGUUAUCGCUGUAAUGGAAUAUCCAAUUUACAGAUAGUAUGAUAUGCAUUUCAUCAUUUAAGUAAGGGAUCGAAAACAUUUCAAAUUGCUGUCUCCACCUGGGCUGAUCCAAAAUUCUGAGAUGUUGGCUACCUAUAUUUUGUUGCAGCUUUUAAGUGUACUCUGAACUUCCAGACCAAUUCAUUCCAGCCUGGUAGAACAAAUGUUCUUGGAUCUUUGAUCAAAGCCUGGAAUGAUAGCUUUAAUAAAAGAAGAAGAAGAAAAAAGCACCCUCUCCUUGUCCCGACUGUAACAAGGCUGUACUUCCAUUAAGAUCUACUGACAUCUAGCAUAGUGUUGAAACCCAAGUGGUUGGUUGGUUUCAGUAUUGGAACCCAGGUUGGAAUUACAUGAUUCUUUGAAAUUUGGGGUAUGUGGUAUUUAUUAUACAUGGCCUAAAAACAUUGUUCUCUUGUCUGUGCUUUUACAUAUCACCCACACUUCUGCUUUUUUUUUGUUCUUAUUCUUAACCUGUCCUCUUUCUUCUAGUUUUGGGCCUUCCUUGUUCCCUCUUCUCCAUAUCUUGACAGUUUCAAUUUUAGAAUGGUUUACAUUCCAGUAGAUAAUUCAUUAUGCAUUUUAUAUGCCUUAUGGCAUCCAAAUACUAAACAAUAGGAUAAACAUCCCCUCUACCUUUUUUAAAAACAAAACUCAUACAUAUUUCCAUGUAUAAUAAAACCCCACGUACUCAGAGCUAUAGAUAUUAAUAAGGUGGUAAUUCCAACUGCUGACAUAGCUAGUGUGAGGGAUCAGAGUGUGUCUGUAUUUAGUAAUGACAUCAGAACCUCUUUGUGAAAUGGCAGCCUUUAAUGUACAUUUUAAAAGGGUGCAUUAGUCAGUAUUGUACAGGGGUCUUGUAAAGUCAUCAAAACUUGCUAUGAACGCUAAUUGCCGUUUGAAGCUACUGGUAAACAGUGGCUCUGCUCUAAACCACUUUUUAGCAAUUGUAUUUUUUUCCUGAUUAUAUUUUUUAAUGUACUUUGAUGUUUAUGCUGAUGAGUUUUUUAUGUACUUUUGGUGAUGUUUCAGUCUUAUGUACUCUUCUGACGUCAGAAAAGUACCACUGGUUGUUUGCAGUCUUAUUGUGUAAUCAGCCUACCACAGGCUUCCAUGUAUAAUAAAGUAAUUAAUAUUGUGCAAGUGUAAAACACUUCUGUUAUGAAAGCAGUGUUUGGAAAAUAAGAAAUUAUUAAAAAUGGUUACAAAAUACUAGUUAAUUUCCUCUCCCCGCUUUCCCCCCUUAAGUCUGCUUUACUAGCUGAAGGGUCACCUAUUUGUCAUUGCAGGAUUCUUAGAAAAUGUGUUUAAUCCUCCUAAAUACAUUCAGUACUAAAAAGUCUGUAUUUCUUACUUUGGUAAGUCCGGUAAGUUCUGUUUGGUACAGAGUACAAGCUGUAAUCAAAGGAUGAAGAGGACCUUUACCACUGUAUCUCUUCAGCUGUAUGAUUUUUCUCCAGUGUUUUGUUUUCUACAGGUUUUGAAUUUCUUUAACUUUUAUUGUGUGUACUGAAUACUGCAUAUGUAUUAUUCUGAUUGUUUGCUCUAGUUUACUACCAAUAAAAGACCUGUUAAUCACAAAA
This is a messenger RNA of Diceros bicornis minor, 4807 nucleotides long. It is a transcript of the gene ZNF281, whose product is annotated as zinc finger protein 281. Gene Ontology annotation, cellular component: nucleus. Gene Ontology annotation, biological process: regulation of transcription by RNA polymerase II. Bases 156 to 2765 code for a protein of 869 amino acids. Gene Ontology annotation, molecular function: DNA-binding transcription factor activity, RNA polymerase II-specific; RNA polymerase II cis-regulatory region sequence-specific DNA binding. The transcript is spliced from 2 exons. NCBI's taxonomy places the organism in Eukaryota, Metazoa, Chordata, Mammalia, Perissodactyla, Rhinocerotidae. The record is from RefSeq and is a predicted model, not a curated record.